Mycena indigotica is the source of this 1290-nucleotide messenger RNA. RefSeq lists its product as uncharacterized. The record is from RefSeq and is a predicted model, not a curated record. The transcript is spliced from 4 exons. Lineage: Eukaryota; Fungi; Basidiomycota; Agaricomycetes; Agaricales; Mycenaceae. The coding region runs from base 1 to 1290 and encodes 429 amino acids.
AUGUUAGACCACAACCUAGACCGCCUCACGCAGAAUGUACAAGCCAUACGAGCGACAAGCGCGUUAUCCGCGUCUUCAACGACUUUCACAAACGCAAUACUACGCACAGCAUUAGGAGAUCUGAUUCGCGACACAGAUGCCUCUGAGGAUGGCCUUUUCACGGGUAACCUCAAGCGUGUCGAGUUCCACGGUCCUUCUCUUCCUAGAAAGCAAGACCCAGAGAUCUACGCGGAGGCGGCAUUAAGCUACAUCGAGCGCUAUAACCAUAUCCGUCAGAUGCCACGCGCCCGUUCACGCGUUUUAACGAUCCUCGACCAAAUCGACGCGACCCGAGAGAGUAUUCGUGAUCUCACUGACUCACUCGAACAAGUUCAAUUGUCGGACAUUAAGCCACUUGCAGACAAGGAACAAGAGCGCAUAGUUUUGCUUCAAGCUAAGCUAGCGGAUUUGAAGAAGAAGCAGGUCGUACCCAAAAGGUUGCCUUCUCCCACAACUCCUGUCAAAACAGUCUCAAAGCCGGAUGACACUUUCCACACUCCGGCAGCCGCCGCUCGUACAUUCCGAUUUACGGACAAUCUGCUUAUGGACGAACAAGUUGAUCUAGCCGACAUCUCAGUUUCAUCGCCUGCGAUGCCUAUACGAAUAUACCGCCCCAACGAUACUUCUACACCUAUUGAGGACAGUGUUGUGGAAGAAGAGCAACCAACCGCUAUCCUGGAGGAGCAAGACACGAUCACUCAAGAAACCCCCGCUGUCCCCCCAUCGCCAACGCCAUCACCAGUCAAGCCUUCUCCCAUAGAGACGCCGAAAAAAGGCAAAGUCCGCGUUAAUUCGGAAGUAGAACGCGUGGUGACCAAGAUAUGGGCCACUGUAGGCGAUCUGAUAAUGCCUGGGCAUUCUUACGACACCACUGGGACUGGGGAAGGCCGGAAGCCUCCACAUGCAAAAGAGACCAUAGCUCAUUUGAAUUCGCUUGCUUCUCUUGUUCCCACUCCAGCCUCUCCCUCGACAACCAUUUCAUCCUUGUCGACACACACCUCAACUGCCCCAACCCCUCAGCAAAUUCUCACCGCCCACCUCCUCUUGCAUCUCCUUGAGAGUGGCCCGCAGUACUCACUACCGCUGACUAAGGUUAGAGAGCUGUUGGCGGACAAGGCCAGUCGAAGUGGAGGAACAGGAAUUGUUGUCGGAGGCCAGAGCACUACGAGGGUGCUGUAUGCAUGCGUAGCUAAACGUUUGGUCAAGAUAGAUCGCGGUGGUGGGGAAGAACUUGUAAAGUUUGAUUUGUAG